Pleuronectes platessa (European plaice) is the source of this 1456-nucleotide messenger RNA. RefSeq names its product sterile alpha motif domain containing 12 (gene samd12). Gene Ontology annotation, biological process: cell surface receptor protein tyrosine kinase signaling pathway. Gene Ontology annotation, cellular component: cytoplasmic side of plasma membrane. The record is from RefSeq and is a predicted model, not a curated record. The transcript is spliced from 6 exons. The coding region runs from base 194 to 946 and encodes 250 amino acids. Gene Ontology annotation, molecular function: protein binding. NCBI's taxonomy places the organism in Eukaryota, Metazoa, Chordata, Actinopteri, Pleuronectiformes, Pleuronectidae.
CCCGUCGUCCUCUGGAUGUAAGAGCCACACAGCUGCUCCGUGCUGUGGUGCAACAGGGGUUUCUUCUUGCUCUGCUCAUCCGGCAUCAGGUGGUGAGAGACAUGUGGAUCAGGGGACACGUCUCCCUGUGACUGACACUUGAGCUGUUAAUUGACUCCGGGACAUUAGAGGUGAGACAUCCAAGUGUCCAGAGAUGCUCGGCCAGUCUCCUCACCUGAUCGGGGGCAUCUUGUGGAUCCAGAACCCAAUGAGAGCUGUUCACUGCAACCUGAGCCAGAAUGGCAUCGACCACCAGAUGUGCCCGGAGGACGUGACCUCACAGCUGGAGGGAGAGGAGGAGUCGGUGGACGGGGGGGCCGUGCUGCUGGACGACGACAGCCCGAUCUACCAGGAUGUCAGCCCGAUCUACCAGGAUGUCAGCCCCCCCAUGUACCAGCGCCGCUCACCGCCACACCGCUCUGUGUCCGAGUCCGAGCUGACCCGGGUAAGACCGGGGUACGUGAAGCUGUCCAAGCCCGUGGCCCUGUGGACCCAACAGGACGUGUGCAAGUGGCUGAAGAAGCAUUGUCCCAAUCAGCACCAGAUCUACAGCGACUCCUUCACACAGCACGACAUCACAGGGCGGGCUCUGAUGAGAUUGACGGACAGGAAGCUGGAGCGAAUGGGCAUCAUGCAGGAAGCCCAGAGGCAGCACAUCCUGCAGCAGGUCCUGCAGCUGCGCGUCCGGGAGGAAGUCAGGACCCUUCAGCUCCUCACACAAGCUACAGUAUCUCUCGAGAAAAAAGCAGGAGAAGGAAACAGAAGUAUUUUAAGUCUCCUAAGCUGUCGCUUCUGGACAUGCUUUUGGCAGGGAGAGAAAAUAUUGCGCGGCGAAGAGACGCUGGAGUAUUUCUGGGCCCUGGACGCGCUUCCUCAAGCUGUUAGCUAUAGGCGUAUACAGCUGUAGGAGGCCGAGCCAGAGACGAGAGACAGAGAGAGAGAGAGAGAGAGGGAAACGAAGUGAAAAGGUGUCGGGCAUGAGAUGAUGAAGCGAAUAAAAAAGGGAUGGUGAGAAGAGUGGGGAGAGGGAGUGGAGGGACGUGGGGUGUAGGUGACAAGAAGGUAGGAUGCGAACAGAAGAGGAGAGGAGGAGGUGGUGAUGAGACGGAAAGGGAAAGGGAGGGCGAGAGAGGGAAGGAGGUGAGAAAAAGGAAACCCUCCUCCGUCUGAUGGAAGACAAAUACUGCUCUGUAUUCUCCAUCAGGCCGUCCCCUUCCACUCCCGUUGUCUCGUUCUGUCUCUGUUGACUGUAAACAGCGAGUCCCCGCCCUCCGACGCCCCCUGUGGAACGAGGGAGAGAGAGAGGGAUCGAGGGAGGGAGGCGGCGGGUGUAAUUAUUUUUCCUCCCGUGGCCGAGCAAACCUUAAAGGUUAAUCACUGUCCAUCCAGCUAAUUCUGUCCCGGGUACGCCGCAGUA